AAAAUGGAUUGACAUAGUAGCCGUUGUUCAAAGUUGAAACCCAUAGGAAUUUGAAACUUCAAAUCAGUCCGGCGAACAACGAACACUGAGCUGGAGACUGAGAUGGGGGAAGUAGAAGGGCCGAUGCUGAAGCUAACUAUGGAGAAGGGGCCGCUGGCCGGCCAAGGCCUGGAAUUCAAACCCGGAAUUGCCGUUCGGGUCGGCCGGGUUGUACGGGGAAACAAUAUCACCAUCAAAGAUUCCGGCAUCUCCUCCAAACACCUCACCAUCGAAUUCAACUCCUCCGACGGAAAAUGGGUAAUCCGCGACCUCGGAUCCUCAAACGGCACCUUUCUCAACGCCGGCAAGCUCGACCCGUCCUGCCCCGCCUGCCUCUCCGACUGCGACGUCAUCAAAAUCGGCGAGCUAACUUCUAUCAAGGUUCAGAUCGGAGAUGCCGCCCCCGCCCCCGCCCCCGCCCCCGCCCGCGCUCCUACUAGGUCAAGGCGAAACGCCGGCAGGAAAGCGGCCGCCGACACCGCAACAAGCGACGACAGCGAUGCGGCGGCGGAGAAUUGCGAAUUAGGGUUAGUGGCUGAAGAUGCCGACCGCGCAUCUACUAGGCCAAGGCGAAACCCUAGGAGGAAAGCGGCCACAGACACCACAACAAGCGACGACGGCAAUGCGGCAGUGAAAUGUGAAUUAGGGUUAGUCGGUGAAGAUUCCAACCGCGCAUCUUCUAGGCCAAGGCGAAACCCUAGGAGGAAAGCCGCCACCGACGACCGAGAUGCGGCGGAGAAAUGUGAAUUAGGGCUAGUGAGUGAAGAGUUGGGGAACAAUAACAAGGGGAAGAAGGGGAGGCCUCCUCGUCCUCGUACUCGGACUGAAACUCAGGCUGAGAGAGACAGUGAAAGCGUGAAGACCGAACUUCAACCUGAGGGUAUUGGAUUGGAAAAUGCAGGCAUUAGAUUAACAAGGAGCUCGAGCAAGGCAGAGAAUUUCGAUGGUGGGGUUUCUCAAGUUGAAACUGGUGAUACUGAGAUAGUAGAGAAUUUGAGCGCGAUUGAAACAGCGGCACAAUAUGCAGAUGAAAAUGGUGAUCAAAGAAGGACUAGGAAUGCCCGGGGGAGAGGAAGAGGAAACAGGGGAAGAAACCUUGUUCCAAUUGAGCAGCCUCUGGCGAAGCCAAAAAGGGUCACCAGAAGCAAAAAACAGAUCAAUUUACAGGCAGAAAGUGUUACCACGGAAGAAGAGGAGGGAGCAGCAAAAAUGUCGAUAUCUAAGGAGCAGACACAAUGUAAAGUUGAGGCAAUUCGGAGCAUGGAGGAGGAAAGGCAAGUGGAAGGGUAUAAUGCAGUGGAGGAGCUGGUGAAUCUCAGAGAAGAAGGUCACAACGGUGCAUCAAAUACCUCUGGUGCAAAAAAAGAUGAAAAUAGUGUUUGGGAACAAACUAAAUGUCGAGAUGGAUCAAUUCAGCAGAUCGAGGAGGAUGGCCAAAUAGAAGGGAAUCAUGCGGUGGAGGAACAGCUAACUUUUGAGGUCACAACUGUGAAUCUCAGAGAAGAAGGUCACAACAGUGCAUCAAAUACCUCGGGUGCAAAAAAGGAUGAAAAUGGUGUUUUGGAACAAACUAAAUGUCAAGAUGGAUCAAUUCAGCAUCUGGAGGAGGAUGGGCAAGUAGAAGGGAAUCAUACAGUGGAGGAGCAGCUAACUUUUGAGGAAGAAGAAGCCUGCCAUGGUUCACCCAAUGUAUCCGGUGGAAACAUGGGCAAGCCUGAUGUUGAAGAAGUGAACUUGGAAAUUUUGACUCUAGGGGAGUGGCUCGAUUAUUUGGAGAUUUAUGUCCCAAAACAAAUAAUUGAUGUCACAGAGGAGAUGAUAUUGGAAAUGAGAAAAAAGGCUGAGAAAUUGCAAGAAUUUAUGCUGCAUCAGAAGAAGGCCAAGGAGAACACGUAGCAGUUAUGGAUCUAUCUGCAUAUCACAGUGGUUGGUAAACGCCUUUUAAAUUUAACAUGGACAUAUUAGAAAUGUGUCAUGCUCAUAGGAUUAUCUUCUUAUAAUCCUUUACGCUCAGUGUUUGUCUCCUAUUUGUACUUGGUAACAAAAACUUUUGUAUUUUAACCAUUGUCCUUGGUCAUAUACAUUGUCUUUCUCUCAAAAUGCUCUAAGCUUAGAUUGUUACCACUUCUGGGUUUAAUUUCAUUUCUUUCAUUAGGUAAA
Ipomoea nil (Japanese morning glory) is the source of this 2199-nucleotide messenger RNA. RefSeq lists its product as uncharacterized. The transcript has a single exon. Lineage: Eukaryota; Viridiplantae; Streptophyta; Magnoliopsida; Solanales; Convolvulaceae. The record is from RefSeq and is a predicted model, not a curated record. Bases 103 to 1935 code for a protein of 610 amino acids. Gene Ontology annotation, molecular function: mRNA binding; protein binding.